Aspergillus mulundensis is the source of this 2211-nucleotide messenger RNA. Its product is annotated as Kelch motif domain protein. The transcript is spliced from 2 exons. Gene Ontology annotation, molecular function: protein binding. NCBI's taxonomy places the organism in Eukaryota, Fungi, Ascomycota, Eurotiomycetes, Eurotiales, Aspergillaceae. Bases 1 to 2211 code for a protein of 736 amino acids. The record is from RefSeq and is a predicted model, not a curated record.
AUGGCCGCCUCUACCCCCGCACAGCAGUCAUUGCUACCCCAGACCGCAUUCCUGAUGCCUGCCAGUUCGAGCAGCCGCCCGCAAGGCAGUGCAGACUCACGUCCUGCAAUCAACAAGGUCCAGGGGCAUGUUCCCGCAAUUUUGGUCCAUGCCUCGGUAACACAUUGCGGCAACGAUGAGAUCUACGCCUUUGGCGGGUUCGAUGAGGAUACAGAAGAAGGUUCAUAUGCCGCCGGAGUUGUUUUCUCCUGUCCAUGGUUGAUGUAUAAGCUAACUGUCGGCAUCUGCGCAGUAUACAACCAUGUCCUACGGCUCAAUCUGAAAACUCUUCGAUGGGAUCUAGUGGACAAUUACGGCGAUAUCCCGGGUGUUCGCUUGGGCCACACGGCAAAUCUCUAUCAAGGGCACAAACUGGUCGUUUUCGGCGGGGAAAAUGAGCAUACUGAAACCUUAUCGGACGUGAUCAUUUUCGAUGUUCCUACUGCCACCUGGACGCAACCUGAAGUCCGCGGACAUGUUCCUAGAGGAAGAACUCGUCAUGCCGCCGUUAUUCACGAGGAUAAGUUGUUUAUUUCAGGAGGCACAGACGCCGGCCUUGUCAUGGAUGACAUGUUCUACCUGGAUCUCAAAACUUGGACAUGGUCCCGACCCUGGAAAUUUAUGGCUCGCUAUGACCACGUGGCCUGGGUUUGGGGUGGUCGCCUUUGGACAUUUGGAGGACUCGGACCAGAUCUGGGAAAGAGUACGGAUAUUUGGUGGUUAGAUUUGCAAGCUAUUCCAGCUCCAGGAACGACAGAUCAACAAGGUACUAUGGACCCCCCCGGGAGGGUUGGCAGCACAACUCACAAUUUAGACAAUACCUUGUACGGCAACAUGACGCCGCAGCUCCAUGGCCGGUCCGGAAGCUACGCGGCAAAUUCUACAAGUGUACAGGUUCGCAAUGCCGGCAGAAGAAAGUUCAUCGCCCCAGGCCCCAUAUCUUGCCUUCAGUUCAAAUCAGGUCCCAAUGUGCCAUCCCUCUCAUCCGGUACUCAUUUCCAGGCAUUUGCGUCUGGUGUCUUACUCGACCUUACCACCCCAUCAAAUACCAUACCCACUUGUGACUGUAACUUGUCCUCCUUGGAACUCGAUUCCUUGAGAUGGCGGAGGCUGGUUGAUGGACAGGACAUUUUUAGGCCCGGUUAUCAAUGGCAAUACCUAACCGUGAAUGCGAGCGGCACUAAGGCGUGGUUGCUCGGCGGCAGCCUAGACACCGGUAGCACCCCCGGCACUGGCGACCACAAUCACAUGUCUGAAAUCCUCUCUAUCGACCUGGAAAGGUACGGUCUGUUAGGAAAUGAGAUGUCGGCCCUGUCUCCCGACCCUAGGAAAGCGGUAGUUCCUGGGCAAACACACAUGGGUCCUCUCUCUGGCCUAGGGGCAGAUUUAUCGACCGUCUUCGAUCAACCACCCGAGUCAGGCAGUGGAGCUGAUUUUACGAUUACUGCCAACGCAGAUGACUGCAUUUAUGGUGAUAUCAACGUUGAGGACGGGUCUCUAGCAAGCUCAACUGCAGCCUUUCUCCCCGGAAACGCCGUCACAUCCUCUCCAAUCCACGUGCACAAAAUUAUCCUGCAGCUUAGGUGGCCGCAUUUCAAGCGGCUGUAUUCCGCACAGAUGGUUGAGUAUCACACGAAUCGGAUGCAUAUUCCGGAGCCCUACGCUGUUGUGCGUGCGUUCCUGUACUAUUUGUAUACGGAUAGCAUCGCCGGACACCCGGAAUACUGCGCGGAUAUCAUUGACGUUGCGGGGAUGCUAGUGAUGGCGAACAUUUAUGAUUUGCCCCGCUUACGCCUCCUCUGCGUCAACCGCUUAGGGCGUGAGCUAGACGUGGAGAAUGCAGCAAUCAUAUGGGAUCGGGCAGGGCGCACGAAUGAAGAGUGGCUUAUGAGGCGAGCCGCUCACUUCUGCCUCAACCAUUGGGGAAGGGUUGUCCGGACGAACGGUUUCAAAUCUCUCAGUAGGCAAAGCAUAAUAGAUCUCUGCGAAGUUGCCGACAUGGAGGGUCGGAUUAUCGCGGGGCCAGAGUUAGAACUUGUCGGCACACUGGGGGCAGAUGACGGACUCGGCAGCCGCGAACUGAAACGGUCGUCGCAGCUGACCCUCAACGGCGCUGCACUGGAUGGGGACGAGGCCGACGCGGAUGAGAUGGAUGGGGUGGAGGAUAUAUGA